Molecule: messenger RNA, 908 nt
Organism: Cryphonectria parasitica EP155
Lineage: Eukaryota; Fungi; Ascomycota; Sordariomycetes; Diaporthales; Cryphonectriaceae
Exons: 1
Coding region: 475-867 (130 amino acids)
Source: RefSeq, a predicted model, not a curated record
CACAACCAGUACUGGACGCGAAGGGUAAACAGGUGACAGUCCUGAUCGAGGAAUUGGAACAGCAGAACGGCAUGGGCAAGCGGGAGUACGAGGAGACAUGGCUAGCACGUCGUGACGGCGACGGCGAUAUGAGCGACUGCGGUUGCAUGUGGUUCUCAUCAUGAGCCAGCCAGCCACCACCAACACCUUUUCUUUUAUUACGACAAAUUCCGAUCUGUGAUGGAGACCUCUGGUUUUGAGGCAGCAACCCCUUGCAUGACGGCAACAGCGGCCGGCGCGACGAGGCUCUCCCUCCGUUGGCGUUGGCGGGCAUAGGUCUCCUCGAGUGCGAUUUUACUUAUUCUUUUCUUUUCACUAUAUUUGUUCACCCCCAUGGAACGGGGGCAGAUUUCUGGCGUUGAGUUCCAGACACGUCUCGACUGCCAUUUCCUACGGUGACCAAGUCUAUACCAGUUGUACAACGAACUUUUUCGAAUGUGUGCGACAUCUCUGGGAACAAAUGGAGUUCAGGGCGACGGGGGAUCUGUGCGACGGCCCUCGCGCAAAAAAGCUUUGGCGUUUGAUAUUUUGACUGGCAUAUUCAUCCUCAUCUACCUGUCUGCGACUCCGACAUUACUCUUUUUCUUUUUCUUUAUUGGGAACUACCACACUGGCACCGAGAAUCUUGUGCUGGAAGAGGGAUCAGGGGCAGGCGAACAGCGGGCAUGGGGCGCUGUCGAUGCUGAUGAUCGCGUCGGGAAUGGAAACUGCGUUACACGUGUACACAUUAUUGAGGAGUGCGAUCUGAGGAGAGCACCAGCACUAGAACGCAUGCACGGCAGCAGAAAAUAUCUUCUUGUUCCGUUUUGCUGUAUGUAUACCACCUAACUGAGCGAAAUAAAGAGCGCGAAAGGCCUUAAUGGUACGAC